Nerophis lumbriciformis (worm pipefish) is the source of this 1407-nucleotide messenger RNA. The record is from RefSeq and is a predicted model, not a curated record. Lineage: Eukaryota; Metazoa; Chordata; Actinopteri; Syngnathiformes; Syngnathidae.
AUGACAGCGCUUGGGGAGGAAGACGAAUUUUGGUCUGAUUUCCCCCGCAGCCGCAGUGUCGAUGAGAAGCAGUCGAGGAACUCCAUUCUAACUGAAUGGAUUGGCAUGGGGAGAAGCGGACCUCAGAUCACGGCUAAGCUGCAGCUUUUGGACUGUGUUACGCUGAUGAUGGUUGUCAUUUCGCUGCUUUAUCCACCAGCCUUCUGUCAGCAGUGUCGCAUCCAGCGCUGCAAUGCUGAGUACGUGGCGUCUACCUCACCCUCUAGCGGCCUGCAUGAGGAUGCGCCGCCCGAUGUGGACUACUGCAUCGCAUUACGGGCCUAUGCCCUGUGCACCCGACGACAGGCUCGGAGCUGCCGGGGCGACCUAGUCUACCACUCGGCCGUCUUCCGUAUCAAGGAGCUAUUCUCUCAGCACAACUGCUCCAGCGACGGACCCACGUCCUCCGCCAAGGUUCCGAGCACAUCCCGGCCAGCCGUUUCAGAGCUGUGCAACUACGAGAACAGGGUGCUCGCUGUUGGUUCGGGUGGUCAGCAGAAGAAGUAUGCCCACUGUGGAUUAUUCGGAGACCCGCACCUAAGGACUUUCCGGGAUGAGUUUCAGACGUGUAAAGUAGAAGGGGCGUGGCCUCUUAUCGACAACCGUUUCCUAUCAGUGCAGGUGACCAACGUCCCGGUCGUCCUAGGCUCAAGCGCCACUGCGACUAGCAAGAUCACAGUCAUCUUCAAGUCCUACCACGGCUGCACGGACCAGAAAGUCUACCAGGCCACUACGGACGACCUGCCGUUAGCCUUUCAGGAUGGCACUCGCAGCGGCAGUGAGAGCGGCAGCCUGACCAUCACGGAACGUGGCGGUUCCGGAGUGGGCCGACAGGUGAAGAUCCAGGCGCGGUACAUUGGCACGUCCAUUAUUGUGCGACGCGUAGGCAGCUACCUGACCUUCGCCAUCCGUAUGCCCGAGGACAUGCUGGACUUUUCCGAGGACGGCGGCGGUCUGCAGUUAUGCCUGCACGGCUGCCCGCGGAACGAGCUCAUCAAGGAGCACACAUUAGGCCGCCAGAGCCAGCAGCACCGGCGACCGGGCGCCGCCACCGAGCUCGGUCCGCUGCGGCCCCCUCACCAGGUCUACACGGUGGAGCGAGCCACGGCAAAGUGUCGAGAGACCCUGCAGGUAGAGGACGUUUACUUCCAGUCCUGCGUCUUUGACUUGCUAACAACGGGAGACCCCGAAUUCUCCAUGGCGGCGUACGGCGCCUUAGAAGAUUUGAAGGCGCUGCCGCCCAGCAAACUCAAGCAGAACUCUCCGAGGAGUCCGCGCCUUUACAACCGAGGGGCGUCACAGACAGCUGCAAUCAACUGCACAGCUUCUGUUCUCACACUUCUACUCGUCAUUGUGCAGCUUUUGUAA